GGGUUGGUGGUAUUAAAUCUGGAAUUGGGAUACUAGCUCCAAGUACCUACAUGUUCUUUGCUUCUGCUCUUCCUGUCAUAGCCUUUGGGGAACAACUCAGCAGAGAUACAGAUGGAAGCUUGAGCACUGUUGAGACUUUAGCUUCAACAGCAAUAUGUGGUAUCAUACAAUCAAUAGUUGGUGGACAGCCUCUUCUGAUACUUGGAGUUGCAGAACCAACUGUGAUUAUGUACUCUUAUCUCUAUAACUUCGCGAAAGGGCGGCCAGAUUUGGGAAAACAACUGUUUCUAGCUUGGACAGGAUGGGUUUGUGUAUGGACCGGCCUUAUGUUAAUUGUUCUUUCGAUAUUCAAUGCUGCCACGAUCAUUAAUCGAUUCACUAGGGUUGCUGGGGAGCUCUUUGGCAUGUUGAUUGAUGUUCUUUUCAUCCAAGAGGCUGUCAAGGGAGCUGUGAGUGAGUUUAGUAUCCCCAAAGCAGAGGAUCCACAACAAGAGAAAUUCCAGUUCCAAUGGCGAUAUGUAAAUGGAUUAUGUGGAAUAAUCUUUACCUUUGUUGUACUUACAACGUCCUUAAAGAGUCGUAAAGCAAGAUCCUGGAGGUAUGGUACAAGCCAUAUCAGAAGCUUCAUCGCAGAUUAUGGGGUUCCAUUAAUGGUUGUGUUAGGGACUGCUAUAUCAUUUAGUGUCCCUAAGGGAGUACCGGAAGGUGUACCUCGAAGGCUCUAUAGCCCUCUGCCUUGGCAAUCUCAAUCCUUGUACCAUUGGACUGUUGUCCAGGAUAUGGGAAAAGUUCCUGUAAUAUACAUCUUUGCUGCCAUAAUCCCGGCUCUGAUGAUAACAGGACUAUACUUUUUUGACCAUGGCGUUGCUGCACAAUUGGCACAACAGAAGGAGUUCAAUCUCAGAAAACCUUCUGCUUACCACUAUGAUGUCCUGCUACUAGGAUUUACGACGGUGAUUUGCGGACUUCUUGGAAUACCUCCGGCAAAUGGUGUCCUUCCACAAUCUCCGAUGCAUACUAAGAGCCUUGCUACCCUCAAGAAGCAAUUGAUUAGGAGAAAAUUGGUAGAGUCUGUCAAAGAAAGCAUAAAGAAAAAUGCUAGCAGCAGAGAGAUCUACGGACAGAUGCAAGAUGUUUUCAUUAAAAUCGAUCAAAGUCCUGAUCCACAUGAAGUUGUGAGGGAGUUGGAAGAUCUAAAACAAGCAGUGAUGAAGGGAGAUAGCAAGGAAGGAAAGGACGAAAAGGCUUUUAGACUUGAUCACAUUGAUGCCUUUUUGCCUGUUAGAGUCAACGAGCAAAGAGUGAGUAACCUCUUACAGUCGGUCCUUGUAGCAGGCGCCAUGUUUGCUAUGCCCGUGAUUAAGUUGAUACCCACCUCUGUUCUUUGGGGAUACUUUGCAUAUAUGGCUAUUGAUAGUCUCCCAGGAAGCCAGUUCUGGGAAAGAAUCCUCCUCCUUUUCAUCACACCUGCAAGACGAUACAAGGUUCUGGAAGAUGCUCAUGUAUCAUAUGUGGAAUCAGUGCCCUUCAAAUACAUUGCUGCUUUCACGAUAUUCCAGUUGGUGUACUUGAUGAUCUGCUUUGGGAUAACUUGGAUACCAAUAUUUGGAAUUCUUUUCCCAUUGCCUUUCUUCCUUCUCAUAGUCAUAUGACAAUAUAUGCUUCCGAAGAUGUUUCAUCCUUUUCAUCUACAAGAACUGGACGCGGCUGAGUAUGAGGAGAUUGCUGGUGCACCAAGACGUUCUCUUAGCUUGUCUUUCAGGAGGGAAGCUCCUGAAGAUGCUCAAGUGGGAGAUGACGGUGAGAUUCUAGAUGAAAUAACAACCAACAGAGGGGAAUUCAAGAUCAGAACCUUGAGCUUAGAUACUCCUCAGAUACACCCUCGAGAGAUCGUUGAUCACGAGUGAAGCAAGGGAGGGCAUCAGAAAAUCGAAUUAUUACAAGAAUUGAUGAACUUAUGGAAUGUCAGUACCUGUAAAAAUCAGUGAAAGUUGUGCUAGGAGGGGGAUAUCAGUAUAUCAUAUCAUUUGGUCAUAAACAUUUUGUUGUGCUUUUUCCUAAAUUGUACUGUAUGAUAUUACCAAUGACAUCUUUGCCAGAAAUAGUUAAGAUUGAGGUUAUAGGAUGAAUCUUAGGUCCUAAUAAGUUUGAGUUUCCCUCCAUAUCAUGUGAAUUUGAUAUUACCAAUGAUAUCUUAACCAAGUGGUUAAUUAAGAUUGAGGUUAUAUCUUAUA
Molecule: messenger RNA, 2234 nt
Organism: Beta vulgaris subsp. vulgaris (sugar beet)
Lineage: Eukaryota; Viridiplantae; Streptophyta; Magnoliopsida; Caryophyllales; Amaranthaceae
Product: boron transporter 4
Exons: 12
Biological process (GO): monoatomic anion transport; transmembrane transport; monoatomic ion homeostasis
Cellular component (GO): plasma membrane
Molecular function (GO): solute:inorganic anion antiporter activity
Source: RefSeq, a predicted model, not a curated record